UUCAUCCUGCCACAGACACCAAAGUGUCCGCAGGUUUGAGACGGCAGCUCUCUUCUGCUUCUGGGCCCUCUCUGUGAAGAACGCUAGAAAACCAGAGUGUUCUCUGCUUGUGUCUUCCACGGUCUGUCCUGCUUUCCCUGAUUGCCCUGCCAUCUGUUUCUGUCUUUGUCUCUGCACAGCUUUCCAUUCAUGGCCACCGUCUCGACGCUGCUCUCUGAGCUCAACACAGUGCCAGCGCCAGCGUCUGCGUCUGUUGCAUCUGCAAUACCGUCGUUCGCAACGCCAGUGAAAGAGGUCACUACGAUCGAUCUUUUCCGGCCUUUUACGUGGACGUUCUGGCUCAUCGGGCGGCUCCUCAGCAGCCUGUUUUACUACUCGCUGUUCUUGCUGCAGCAGGUGGUGUACUCGAUUCUCUCGAGGACUUUCCAGAUCACCUUUUCUGCAUACUCGAUUGUCUUCUUUCUGCUGCUGAUCUCCACCCCGCUCUACGCGUACAUCCGCUACACAUACCUCACGGUCUACUCGAGGCUUCCGAAAGACUCGAAACGGCAGAACCCGAUUCUCGACACGUUUUUGAACUCCAACAACGGGAACGACACGGGCCACGUCAAAUCGUAUCUCGACGAGUUCUUGACCGCCAUCAAGAUAUUUGGCUACCUCGACAAGCCCGUAUUCCACGAGUUGACAAAGUCGUUACAGACCCAGAAAAUCGACUCGGGCGAAAUCAUAUUUUUAGACCAGUGUCAGGGGUUUUCCAUCUGUGUCGAAGGCGAGAUCCAGGUCUACUCUAAAAUUGACAAAGGCUCCUCGACUAGGAACCAGGGCAACCCAUUGUUUGCCCGGAGCGACGACAACAACAAUGUUGUCGUCGUCGACGGUGUGAAGUACCAGUUGUUGAACAUUAUCAAAAGCGGAGCGCCCUUGUCCUCCUUCAUCCAGGUGUUGAACUUGUUGACGGACUCGCAGCUGACCUUAUCGAGCAUCGCCCCAACUCCAAACAUCAACCCGCAGAGACAGCUACCUUCUAUACCUCUGGACAAUUUCUCCUUGGAUACAGGCGCAAAACUGCCGAACAGUCCUGCAAUGCCGGGAAGCAACAACAACAAUAUCAACAGCAGCAGAACUCACUCUCCCAAUCAAUUUGAGUCCACCCCAGGUCUUAUUGCCAUUCCGAAAGGCAGUUGCACCAUCUCCAUGAUACCUAAAGAGUCGUUCACAAGAAUAGCUGCAAAAUUCCCAAAGGAAACCUCUCAUAUCAUCCAGAUGAUUCUGACAAAACUCUACCGUGUUACCUUCCAAACGGCACACAACUUCUUAGACUUGACUCCAAGUAUUUACCAAACUGAGAUCAACAUGAAUCAGUAUAAAGGUUCUUCAGACAAAAAAUUACCAAGGUACUUGCACAGCCUUGCCAUACAAUACAUCGAAAGAGCAAGCUCAGAUGAAGAGGCAAUUGACAGCAAAAACAAACCAAUACAUCAUAACGUCAGACAAAAGCGCAAGAUGAAAAGUUCCGGUCUCAGAAUGGCCCACAAUUAUCCAGAAUCUAGUGGCUUUAUCUCCAACUCAUCUUCCUCCGCCGGAGCAUUCCUCCCUCUCGACUCUGAAGAGAGAACAAAAUCUAAAAGAAGUGGGGUUGCCAAGUUCAACUAUGAUUCCCCCGCCUCAGCCACAUCUGGGUAUUUGGACUUGUUAACAUCAGAUGGUGACGACAGUGUUUUGUCCGGUGAUACAUCGACGAGGAUGAAGUCUGUUCUGCAAAAAAAUACCAUGAUGAAGGCCAAAUCCCGUCAUUUUGUUCUAGACAACAGAACCAUUUCAAACCCCGGUGAUUUGCUUUCAAAUGUUCCUUUGCCUAGAAACUCGGAUGUUGAUUUCAAAACGAAAAUGUCGAAACUUGAGAUGGAAGAGUUGAAAGACAGAACUUUCAGCGCCGAUGAUGAAGAAACUGAAGAGUCAACAUUACGGAUAGCUCUUGCCGAAAGAAUAUCCACAUUAAUUGGGUUAGAUAAAAGUAACUUCCCUGUUAACCGAUCAAACAGUGUGGGGAAUAAUACUGUCACUAGCUCAAUAUUGAAUUCGCCAUUGUUGAGCACAACGAGCACUCCAACGGGUAUCAGAUUCGUUACUCCAGUCACCGAGAAAGUUCCUCAAUCGAGAAUGAACAAAAUUCGUUCAUAUUCAACAACAAGCAUGGAUAAUAGCGCAUAUAAUGGCAUGGAUGAUUCAAGCUCCAUCAAUUCGGAUGUUUACAGAUCCUUCAAUAAUUAUGAAAACGUAAAACGUGAAUUUGCAAGCGACCUGAAACUAUUUAAAGUUCCGAAAGGUACUAAAAUCAUUAAAUCCAAAGAGCAAACUGCAGGUAUUUAUUAUGUGAUAGAUGGAGCUUUUGACGUUUCCUUUUGGAAAAAAGAAAGUGAUUUCAUUGGCACUUACCUUGAUGACCCUGAAAACGAUACAAAUAAAAAAGAAAAUUACAUUGAGGAAUAUUUGCAUACGGUAGGAGAAGGCGAAAUCGUAGGUUAUUUGGGCACCUUAAUCGGCUCAAAAUCAUUUGUUGAUGUCACUGCAAGCAAAAAUUCGUAUGUCGCCUUCCUUUCCCGCGAGUUCUUCGAGUUCUUGACAGAACGAUACCCUUGGCUACAACUUGGCAUUGCCCAACUGUUAUUGAAAGUUUUGGAUAAAAAACUUUACUUGACGGACUAUGCACUUGAAUGGGUACACUCAUCUGCCGGGGACGUUCUGUACAGACAAGCAGAUCCUGCUAAUGGUAUCUACAUAGUGCUAAAUGGCCGACUCAGAGCUCUUUCGCGUAACAAGGAGAGAUCAGACUACAUGAUUAUGGGUGAAUAUGGUCAAGGUGAAUCAAUGGGAGAAAUAGAGGUGUUGACAAAAAGUAAAAGGUUGAACACCGUUGUCUCAAUCAGAGAUAGUGAACUUGCAAGAAUACCGCGUACGUUGUUUGAAAUUAUAGCCUUGAGUAAUCCUUCCAUCAUGGUCAAUAUCUCUAGAAUUGUUGCAAACAGAGUGAAGAUGGACGGUGUACUUGUUGCAUCACAUGCAAAUCAAUCAGCGACCGCUGCAACCAGAAUCAGAGAUGAGCCCAUGGUUCAAAAUUUUAAUAACUUCAGAACCUUGACCCUUUUACCUACCGCCCAUGGUACUAUUCCACUGGUAGAAUUUGCUGAACAAUUGGCAAAUGCGUUAGAAAAGGUUGGUAAGAGUGUAAAAAUUCUCAACCAAAGUGCAGCAUUGAGUAGUUUGGGCAAGUAUGCUUUUGAUAAAUUGGCUAAACUGAAACAAGGAGGCUAUUUUUCGGAGUUGGAAGAAAAGUACGAUAUUGUCAUUUAUUUGUGUGAUGCUGUUGUGAAUUCAAGUUGGACGACCACGUGUAUUCAGCAAGGUGAUUGUGUGCUCUUACUAGCUGAUGCCAGCUUGUCUCCCGAUGUCGGUGAAUAUGAGCGCUUAUUGGUCAAAACAAAGACAACAGCUAGAACAGAAUUAAUUUUGCUCCAUCCUGAAAAGUAUGUCGAGCCAGGAUCCACUCAUAAGUGGCUGAAAAAUAGAAUUUGGGUUCAUUCACACCAUCACAUUCAAAUGCAAUGUUUUAAUGAUCAUCAUAAUACCAGUUCUAGUAAAACAUUCUUUGGUCAAAUUGAUAAUUUAACACUCUUCAGUAAAAAGUUCAUGUUCAAAAUGGAAAAUAUUGUCUCCAAUAAUGAAUUCCUACAGUUUUUGAAACAAACCAAAGAAGAUUUCAAAUCGACUAAAUAUUACCAGCCUUUGCAAGAACACAAGGAUGACUUUAUGAGGUUAGCAAGAAUUUUAACUGGGCAAGCCAUAGGCUUAGUCUUGGGUGGUGGUGGAGCCAGAGGUUUAAGUCAUGUCGGUAUCAUCAAAGCUUUAGAGGACAAUGGAAUACCUGUUGACAUUAUUGGUGGUACUUCUAUUGGUGCUUUUGUUGGGGGAUUAUAUGCCAAAGAUUACGAUUUUGUUCCUGUGUAUGGACGUGCCAAAACUUUUGCAGGUAGAAUGUCAUCAGUUUGGAGGUCUUUGUGGGAUCUCACCAUCCCACUAACGUCUUACCUUACCGGACAUGAAUUUAACAGAGGAAUUUGGAAAGCAUUUGGAGAUUCACGUAUUGAAGAUUUUUGGAUUAAAUACUAUGCCAACUCUACAAACUUGACAGAUUCAGUGAUGGAAAUACACACCAGUGGUUAUGCAUGGAGGUACAUUCGAGCUUCAAUGACAUUAGCAUCUCUUUUGCCUCCAAUUACUGAUGAUGGUAAUAUGUUAUUGGACGGUGGAUACAUUGAUAACUUGACUGUCACAGAAAUGCAAAGACGUGGGUCGAAGCAUAUUAUUGCAGUGGAUGUAGGUUCGGUAGAUGACCGAAGUCCUAUGGAAUAUGGGAACACACUAAGUGGUUGGUGGGUUCUGCUGAACCGCAUCAAUCCGUUCAGCGCACAUGCUAAUGUACCAACCAUGGCUGACAUCCAAAUGAGGUUGGCUUAUGUUGCAAGUGUCAACGCAUUAGAGAGAGCUAAAAAUAGUAAAGGUUGCUCUUAUCUCAGACCUCCAAUUGAGCCGUACGCUACCCUGGCAUUUGGUAAAUUCAAUGAGAUUUACGACGUGGGUUUAAAGUACGGUGACGAGCAGAUUAAAGAGAUUUUGAAAGAAUGGAACGUUGGUGUUAAAAGGAAACAAUUUCUGCCUGGAAGGAGAAGUAGAAGAAGAUACUCUUUGUAAGCCAUGCCAAUAUGGGCGUUAGUUGUCGCAUAUUGUAGUCUAUAGAAACAAACAUUUGUUCUAGAUAUUUAAUUUAAUGUACUUUAAGAUUCUACCGAUUAGGAA
Molecule: messenger RNA, 4854 nt
Organism: Pichia membranifaciens NRRL Y-2026
Lineage: Eukaryota; Fungi; Ascomycota; Pichiomycetes; Pichiales; Pichiaceae
Exons: 1
Coding region: 190-4749 (1519 amino acids)
Biological process (GO): phosphatidylcholine metabolic process
Cellular component (GO): endoplasmic reticulum
Molecular function (GO): phosphatidylcholine lysophospholipase A1 activity
Source: RefSeq, a predicted model, not a curated record